Oncorhynchus keta (chum salmon) is the source of this 5808-nucleotide messenger RNA. Its product is annotated as PRELI domain-containing protein 1, mitochondrial-like. Lineage: Eukaryota; Metazoa; Chordata; Actinopteri; Salmoniformes; Salmonidae. The coding region runs from base 220 to 855 and encodes 211 amino acids. Gene Ontology annotation, biological process: phospholipid transport. Gene Ontology annotation, cellular component: mitochondrial intermembrane space. Gene Ontology annotation, molecular function: phosphatidic acid transfer activity. The transcript is spliced from 6 exons. The record is from RefSeq and is a predicted model, not a curated record.
UUAUUUUUCUCUCGCGACGUUCUUCCUUCCUUUACCCUCCUCGACCGGAUAUGUCGUUGUUGCUGACCUUCCGCCCAAGUCAGUUUGUCAUGUAGCUGCAAGCUACAUUCUUCUAAAAGUAGUAGAAAAUGCACUUAUCUCCGCUGUAAAUGGUGUUGCCAAUGAGCAGGUAUUUGCCAAAGUGUAAAUUACAUAUGAAGUCAUCAAUUUUCGGGAACAAUGGUGAAGUACUUUGCCUGCGUGGGUCAUCUGAAAAGUUCCUGGGACCAAGUCUGCAUCGCUUUCUGGGAGCGAUACCCCAACCCCUACAGUAACCAUGUCCUAACGGAGGACAUAAUCUUCAGGGAUGUAACUCCCGGUAACCGUCUGGUCUCUAGGCGACUGCUGACCAAAACUAACCGCGCCCCUCGCUGGAUGGAGAAGUACCUGCCGGUUACCAUGGCCAGGCACGCCUACAUCAUCGAGGAUUCCAUCGUGGACCCCCAGAACAGAACCAUGACAACGCUGACUUGGAACAUCAGCCACGCACGCAUGAUGUCUGUGGAGGAGCGUUGUGAGUACAGAAUUAACCCUGACAACACCAGCUGGACGGAGAUUAACAGAGAGGCCUGGAUCUCGUCUAACAUCUACGGGCUCUCCAGAGCUAUACAGGAAUUCGGCCUUGCCCGGUUCAAGACCAGUGUUACAAAGACCAUGAAAGGGUUUGAAUACGUCCUGGCCAAAAUGCAAGGUGAUACCCCCUCCAGGACCCUGGCUGAGCAUGCUGCAGAGAGGGCCAGGGAGACGGCUCUGGUAGCUAAAGAGAAAGCCAAAGGCCUGGCCUCACAGGCUCACAAGAAACAACAGUAUGUCUGAGCUGCCAGUGUAGGGUGAAGUUUCCCCGAGAUGCUGAUGUGUUUAGGAUUGGCGCAUGUCGAAGCUGAUCCUAGAAACUUAAACCCAGAAUGCGAGGUGCCAGUGGGAGGAAGUAGACAUUGGUCCCUGUCAGUCCUGCCUUGAUUCAAAGACUUUAUCUGGGAUGGAUUGAGCCUGCCUGGCUGGCACUAUUUGAACACAGGUCUGGUUGUCCCUACUCAGAUCUGGGAUCAGAUCUUAUUGAGGUAGGGGAAUCUGAUCCUAGAUCUGUGGUUAUGGAUGCAAAAUCCGUUAACUAAAAUUACCAGGUUUUCCAGAAAUUGAAAGAUUACCCUAAGAAGGAAAUCCGGAAUCCUCCAACCAGGAUUUCUGGAAAACCUGGUCAUUUUGUGAAUGUUUCUGUUAUUGUGACUCUAGGUGUGACAGUGAUCUAGGGGAUGAACCAAUACAGUUAAAGACAAUUUUAUACAGAAUCUGAUCAAAUGGUGGAGGCCAUAUGGAGGGUGCGACGAGGCUCCGGAGGCGUGCAGAGGCAGAAUCAAGCUCCAUACCGCAUCGCUGUGCACCUCUCAAAUGUUGUAACAAUGUGGAGGGCUCCGCAUAGACAUGAUUGGUUGACGGGAGGUCCUGUAUAAACAACCUAACUCCCUCGACAACUUCCUUCACAACAGCUCUGGGAAGCUCCAAAAAGUAUGUUUGCUCUGACUUCUGCAGAGGCUGCAUUACAGUAACACGCUGUACUGCCGCGACACAGUAACACGCUGUACUGCCGCGACACAGUGACACGCUGUACUGCCGCAACACAGUGACACGCUGUACUGCCGCGACACAGUGACACGCUGUACUGCCGCGACACAGUGACACGCUGUACUGCCGCGACACAGUAACACGCUGUACUGCCGCGACACAGCAACACUCUGUACUGCCGCGACACAGCAGCACUCUGUACUGCCGCGACACAGCAGCACUCUGUACUGCCGCGACACAGCAGCACUCUGUACUGCCGCGACACAGCAGCACUCUGUACUGCCGCGACACAGCAACACUCUGUACUGCCGCGACACAGCAACACUCUGUACUGCCGCGACACAGCAACACUCUGUACUGCCGCGACACAGCAACACUCUGUACUGCCGCGACACAGCAACACUCUGUACUGCCGCGACACAGCAACACUCUGUACUGCCGCGACACAGCAACACUCUGUACUGCCGCGACACAGCAACACUCUGUACUGCCGCGACUCAGCAACACUCUGUACUGCCGCGACUCAGCAACACUCUGUACUGCCGCGACACAGCAACACUCUGUACUGCCGCGACACAGCAACACUCUGUACUGCCGCGACACAGCAACACUCUGUACUGCCGCGACACAGCAACACUCUGUACUGCCGCGACACAGCAACACUCUGUACUGCCGCGACACAGCAACACUCUGUACUGCCGCGACACAGCAACACUCUGUACUGCCGCGACACAGCAACACUCUGUGUUGCCGCGACACAGCAACACUCUGUACUGCAGCCGCAGACACAGCAACACUCUGUACUGCCGCGACUCAGCAACACUCUGUACUGCCGCGACUCAGCAACACUCUGUACUGCCGCGACUCAGCAACACUCUGUACUGCCGCGACACAGCAACACUCUGUACUGCCGCGACACAGCAACACUCUGUACUGCCGCGACACAGCAACACUCUGUACUGCCGCGACUCAGCAACACUCUGUACUGCCGCGACUCAGCAACACUCUGUACUGCCGCGACACAGCAACACUCUGUACUGCCGCGACUCAGCAACACUCUGUACUGCCGCGACACAGCAACACUCUGUACUGCCGCGACACAGCAACACUCUGUACUGCCGCGACACAGCAACACUCUGUACUGCCGCGACACAGCAACACUCUGUACUGCCGCGACACAGCAACACUCUGUACUGCCGCGACACAGCAACACUCUGUACUGCCGCGACACAGCAACACUCUGUACUGCCGCGACACAGCAACACUCUGUACUGCCGCGACACAGCAACACUCUGUACUGCCGCGACACAGCAACACUCUGUACUGCCGCGACACAGCAACACUCUGUACUGCCGCGACACAGCAACACUCUGUACUGCCGCCGCAGACACAGCAACACUCUGUACUGCCGCGACACAGCAACACUCUGUACUGCAGCCGCAGACACAGCAACACUCUGUACUGCCGCGACACAGCAACACUGUACUGCCGCGACACAGCAACACUCUGUACUGCCGCGACACAGCAACACUCUGUACUGCCGCGACUCAGCAACACUCUGUACUGCCGCGACUCAGCAACACUCUGUACUGCCGCGACUCAGCAACACUCUGUACUGCCGCGACACAGCAACACUCUGUACUGCCGCGACACAGCAACACUCUGUACUGCCGCGACACAGCAACACUCUGUACUGCAGCCGCAGACAUGGGAUUGACCAUGCGGCACCUUUUUUUUAGACUUGUGUCUUCUAACACAAGUGUCUGGGCUGGGUCUCAAUAGUCCUCACUAGCUUCCUUUCCUUGUCUCCUUUCCUUCAGUACAGUACUCUAACAGGGAGGUGAACGCGCCGGGCUAGUUUCCAUUCUACUUCCCUCCGCCUGUGGUGGUCUUAUCAGUUGGUGUGUAGAUGCUUAUCUCAAUGAGACAAACCUGCAGCAGAAAGAGAUGAGAAAUGGAAGAGGCUAAACGCUAUAGAACUGUACCUGCAGAGAGUGUAAACUGAGUAACUGGGUUGAUCUUGUUUGGAGGCAUGUGGCAGCAUUGUGGACAGGACAACACCAGUCCCACCCAGCAGGUGAUCUACUGGGCGUGGCUGACGUUGGUGUUGGUCGGUCUUGUCCUUUCAUUGGUGGCUAGCUAGUACAAGAGACUGGUUCAUGUCUCCAGAAAUGACUGUGUGACUCGAGUUGUUUUUCGUGACCUACUGAAUACUGUCAUAGCCGUAGGGGACGACGAGGGAGUUCCUCGCUGAUAGUGGGUCAGUUUUUAGCAUUUUCCCAAUAAUGGCUACGGUUAGGAUUGGUUAGAGGGGAAGCUGAUCCUAGAUCUGUAGGCCUACCAACCAUUUCCCUCCAACUCAGUGGUUGAGUCCCAAAUGGCACCCUAUUCCCCUACAUAGUGCACUACUUUAGACCAGAGCCCUAUAGAACCCUAUUCCCUACAUAGUGCACUACUUUAGACCAGAGCCCUAUAGAACCCUAUUCCCCUACAUAGUGCACUACUUUAGACCCGAGCCCUAUAGAACCCUAUUCCCUACAUAGUGUACUACUUUAGACCAGAGCCCUAUAGAACCCUAUUCCCUACAUACUACUUUAGACCAGAGCCCUAUAGAACCCUAUUCCCUACAUAGUGUACUACCCAGAGCCCUAUAGAACCCUAUUCCCUACAUAGUGCACUACUUUAGACCAGAGCCCUAUAGAACCCUAUUCCCUACAUAGUGUACUACUUUAGACCAGAGCCCUAUAGAACCCUAUUCCCCUACAUAGUGCACUACUUUAGACCAGAGCCCUAUAGAACCCUAUUCCCUACAUAGUGUACUACUUUAGACCAGAGCCCUAUUCCCCUACAUAGUGUACUACUUUAGACCAGAGACUUAUGGACUCUUUUAACCCCUUGUGCACUUCUGUCUAUUCCGUUUACAAGAGUCGACAACAUUACAAGAAGCAUUUCUCCUGUCUGUCGUAAUUCCUUGACCUUCAUAUAGUUUAGUGUUUCUCACACUGUAGAUGAGACUGACUGCGUAUCUUCAGUUACUUUAGGCUUACGAUUUGUAAAUAUUUAAUCUUUUUCAAAAUCAUCUUUUUGUUUUCUGUUAACUCAAACUCAAAAAGACUCAAAAAAAAAAAAAAUCUCAAAGUAAUCUCCCUGAAUCUUGAUUCUUAAAUACAGGUUAAUUGAUUUCAGUUAUAGCGCUACAUUAUAUAUAUAUAUAUAAUUCAGAAUGAAAAUUCAUUGCUUCAAAUUGAAGUUGUUACUGGUGUGAUGAGGGGGGGGGUCCAAGUUAUUUUGCAGUCUUGGCUACUUGGCUCUCUCUUGGGAGUGAUCAUCCUUGGCUAGAGGGAGAGCUGCUACUUGGCUCUCUCUUGACAUUGUGAAAAGACAGGAUUGCUGUGGAUAUCAAUGUCUGUCUGUCUGCUUGAAAAAAUUAGCCAAAUUUGAACACAAUUUUUUAAAAAUAAUUUCACUUAAAAGACAUGCUCCGGAACUUUGACAACUGUUUUUUUUUCGUUUUCUUAAACGGGCUGGAUGUGUCAAUGUGUAGUUAGUUUAAGCAAUAAGGCACGAGGGGAUGUGGUAUAUGGCACGUCGCAACGCGGAGUGCCUGGACACAGCCCUUACCCGUGGUAUAUUGGUCAUAUAUCACAAACCUCCCUGAGAUGCCUUAUUGCUAUUAUAAACUGGUUACCAAUGUAAAUAGAGAAGUAAAAAUGUAUGUUUUCUCAUACCUGUGGUAUAUGGUCUGAUAUACCAUGGCUGUCAGCCAAUCAGCAUUCAAGACCUCUGAUCAUCCCGUUUAUAAACAUGAGAUAAUCACUAUCUUUUUUACCUCAAUUAGCCACGAAAUCCCUUGUUUGAAAGACUGUUUUUCUAACCCUUUUCCCCCUACAUGGGCCAGCCCCCAACCAAUUAGAGUUCUGAACUUCGGGCCCUCUCCAUUUGAGUGACAGCUAGUAAGGUUGCACACACAGCAGAGCGAGAGGCGGGGCAAUGACAUAGUACACAUGUAUGAUGUAGUACACCAUUUUCGGGUACCACUUUUGGCUCAUGAGCGCUUACUUUCAUAACUACUGGCUAUAAAAGUACACAAGUACCUGAGAAUCUUCUUUUUAAAGGAAAUUAAUGUAUACAAAUUAUGAAUGUGUAAUGUUUGAGCAACAGUAUGGACUUAUUGAUGAAUACUAAUAAAUAUUUUCUGUUUCUGGA